AACAUUCUUGUGUCACCAUGCAUGCAGUUGUGUGAGUUUGGCAAUAAAAGUAUAGUAUAGAGAGAUUUGAUAAAACAUCAAAAGUCAAGUCUGCUCAUGCAGUUAUCAGCUCAAGUAACUUAUCGAUCGCUAAACUUGAAGCUUCUAUAUAGCUCUGAGGAAUGAGCAAAUACAGACGUUCAUUUUUUAUUGCUGUCCUGGCUGUAUUAGGAACCAUGGUUUCGUUUGGACUAUAUCAUGUAAAUUUGAGAAAUGAUUUAAAGUUUGAUACGGAAGACGUAGGAACAAAGAUGGUUCCUACUGAGAUCAGUGUGACGAUUGGGGUCAGCAAAGAAACAGAAAUGGCUACUCAAGAACAUCUUCAUAAAGAAUUUAGGUCUUUGGCUCCAUCAUCAAAGCGUAAGGCAGCAAGUCCUCACAAGAAGAAGCAACCACCGUCAGUGUCACUAUCGAUUAUUAACCAAAGCACACUCUUUAAGAGCAACUAUCCCCCACCCACCAUCAACGGCUACACUUGCCAAGAUAGCAUGUGCUCUGAGUUCCUGAAACCACUAAACAUGAGAAAGUACAAGGCGGAUACCACAAAAAUACUUUCUGAUUUGUCAUCCGAUUCAAAGAUCGCUCAAGCCUCAUCGAUUAACGGGCCUUGCCACUUUAUGAAUGGCAGCAAUCGCCCAGCAGUGGCUCUGGCUAGUUUCCCUGGGUCUGGGAACACCUGGACUAGGGGGUUACUGGAGAAGGCUACUGGAGUGUGUACAGGAUCUGUAUACAUGGAUAGAAAACUGCGCGAGAGUGGUUUUAACGGGGAGAGGAUGAUAACGGGAGUGGUGUGUGUGGUAAAGACUCAUUUCACUGACAAAGCUGUACCAUGGACCAACAGUUCGGGCGAUAUUUCACUACGAAGCUUUUCCGGGUAUGGAAGUGCUAUUCUGAUAGUCCGAAACCCUUUUGAUGCGUUAGUUUCAGAAUGGACCAGGAAAAGAUCACACAGCCAUACCGGUGCCACCAAUCCCAAAUAUUUCAGUACUAAUAAAAAUUGGGACACUUUUGUUAGGAGAGAGUCCAAACAAUGGAGCAAGUAUUUCAGAACGUGGAUGGUUGAGUCUCACGACCACCCCACCAUGUUGGUCAGGUACGAGGAUUUGAAAGUUGACUUGGUCUCAAAUGUAGAAAAGAUGCUUGACUUUCUAAGCUUUCCCUACGAUCAUCAAGAAUUGGAAAACCACCUGACCAAGGACUUCACUAAGUUUAAGAGGAAACACAAUGGUGUGACUGUGGAUCACUUCACUGCUGAACAGAAGAAUUUUGUUAGAUCAAUAAUUAAACAAACACUGUCUUAUUUGAGAGAAUAUAACCAUGGCGACACACUGAAUAUUGAAGAAUAUUUAUCGUAAUAA
Molecule: messenger RNA, 1397 nt
Organism: Halichondria panicea
Lineage: Eukaryota; Metazoa; Porifera; Demospongiae; Suberitida; Halichondriidae
Product: WSCD family member CG9164-like
Exons: 10
Coding region: 162-1394 (410 amino acids)
Molecular function (GO): sulfotransferase activity
Source: RefSeq, a predicted model, not a curated record